Molecule: messenger RNA, 2007 nt
Organism: Lolium rigidum
Lineage: Eukaryota; Viridiplantae; Streptophyta; Magnoliopsida; Poales; Poaceae
Product: dol-P-Glc:Glc(2)Man(9)GlcNAc(2)-PP-Dol alpha-1,2-glucosyltransferase
Exons: 8
Coding region: 196-1716 (506 amino acids)
Biological process (GO): dolichol-linked oligosaccharide biosynthetic process; protein N-linked glycosylation
Cellular component (GO): endoplasmic reticulum
Molecular function (GO): dolichyl pyrophosphate Glc2Man9GlcNAc2 alpha-1,2-glucosyltransferase activity
Source: RefSeq, a predicted model, not a curated record
CUGCAGGGUAGAAGCGUAUCGCGUCGCCGGCGAACCCGCUCCCGACGCAGCGCCGUGCCGUUCUGCCAUCCGUAUUGCCUCUGACGACUGACAACCUCUUGAGGAUUCGUGUGAUGAGCGUUGUGAUCCUGAGUCCUGAGCGCUGAGCUGGAUCUGAAGUGGGGUUUUCCGAAGUUGAGAGCCCCGUCUCGGGGGAUGGGGAGACUGGCCGUCGCCGCCGCGGUGGCCGCGUGGGCGGUCCCCGUAGCCGCUUUGGUCAACUCCGUCGUUCCUGAUCCCUACAUGGAUGAGAUCUUCCAUGUUCCCCAGGCGCAGCGCUAUUGCCGCGGAGAAUUCUUAGUGUGGGAUCCCAUGAUCACCACCCCUCCUGGCCUGUACUACAUUUCCCUGGCAUAUCUUGCUUCUUUGUUCCCGGGUGCAUGGGCUAUUAAGGUAGCAGAGGCAUUUGACCCACUUUGCACCACAGCACUUCUCCGGUCAACUAAUGUUAUAAUGGCAAUGGUCUGCGGUGUUCUUGUCCAUGACCUGCUUCUGUGUAUCAAGCCAGGGAUCGGCAAGACGAAGGCAACUGCCUAUGCUAGCCUUGUAGCGUUGUAUCCUGUUCACUGGUUCUUUACCUUUCUCUAUUAUACUGAUGUUGCAUCAUUGGCCGCAGUUCUUGCGAUGUACCUGUUCUGCUUGAAGAAACGGUUUUGGGUUAGUUCAAUGUUUGGUGCCAUCUCAAUACUUUUCCGGCAGACUAAUAUAAUAUGGAUGUUAUUUUUUGCUGCCAAUGGUGCCAUUACAUAUGUGCAAGAUCUUCCCGUUAGUGACUAUGUGUCUCACAAGAACAGUAGAUUAACUGAUAAUUCAAGCACAGAAGUGUUAGACAGGGAUAACACAGCCAGUGCUCCAGGUUUGAGAAGACGGCGAACUAAUAGUUCCAUAAGUCCGAGGAGAGUUGUUUCUGGAUCUACUAAUUUGCAUAUCAGUUUUAUCGAGGAAGUAUUGGAUAUCAGCUUCAAGUUAUGGAAUUCGAAGUCUAAAGUUUUAUUGAAUUUUACACCAUUUGCAAUAGUUCUGGUGGUAUUUGUAGCAUUUAUAUUCUGGAACGGUGGCAUAGUACUAGGUGCUAAGGAAGCUCAUGUUGUUUCACCACAUUUUGCGCAGUUUUUGUACUUCGGUCUAGUGUCAGCUGCUGCCCUCCUACCCUUGCAUUUUACUCCCAGACGAGUGUCAGAGUUAUUCCGUUGGUGUGCUAAGAACAAAACGUCUAGUUCUCUGGCAAUGCUGGUGGCUCUUGGUUUAAGCUUCGUGGCCGUACAUUUCUUCAGUAUUGCCCAUCCGUAUCUUCUUGCUGACAAUAGACACUACACCUUCUAUAUCUGGAGGAAGGUCAUCCAAGCUCACUGGAUGAUGAAAUACAUUUUGAUCCCAAUUUAUGUGUACUCAUGGUUUUCAGUUAUCAACAUCUUAGGAAAAUCACAGACAAGGGUUUGGGUGUUGUCCUUUGUUUUCGCAGUUGCCCUAGUUCUUGUGCCUGCUCCGUUGGUUGAAUUUCGGUACUACACAAUCCCGUUGGUCAUAGUGGUUCUCAAUUCCCCAGUAAUUGGUAAUUGCAGAUUGCUUGCUUUGGGGUCUGCCUAUACUGCUGCUGAUUUGUGUACUUUGGUGAUGUUUCUGUUCAAACCAUUCCACUGGGAGCAUGAGAUGGGAACACAAAGGUUUAUUUGGUAGGUUAGAUUGAGGAGCUUGACAAGAGGUAAGCUCCAGUGUUCAGUAGCUGCCACAAACACAAAGGUUAAGCAUGGCCGCCCCAGCUUAUUGAUAAGUGAUAACAGAACCGAAGAAACCAGAACCUGAGCUCCAUGUGAUAUUUUUUGGCCAGUUUCUAUUUUUUGGUCAGUUUCUCUGUAAACUAGAGGGUUCUUACAAGUCUUUAGGCAAGUAGAAGAUGCCUACUCAGAUGUAACCUUGUUAUAUUUGAACCAUUCUUUGAAGAAAUGAAGAGUUGAUGUCGCAGAUUUA